Molecule: messenger RNA, 1065 nt
Organism: Ceutorhynchus assimilis (cabbage seed weevil)
Lineage: Eukaryota; Metazoa; Arthropoda; Insecta; Coleoptera; Curculionidae
Source: the annotation of a GenBank genome assembly
CUGUGUACCUAUCAGUAAAUUAAAAGCUCGUCUUCAAUUUCAAAAAUAAUAAUAAUACAUUUGAGAAGUUUGAUUAGUUUUUAUUGGCUACUCAGCGCGAGUAGUCCAAUAGGUAUAAAUAGUGGUAAAAAAAAUGGCUUUGAGUCGGCAGAGACAAAGAUUCGGUAGAGUUGUGGGAUUUAUAGUAAUGUUUCAAGGUGUAGCAUGGUUCACCCUGUGCCUACUUGGGAUUAUCGUAAGAAAAACGCCGCCAGAUAGUAUGAUGCAAGUUGUUACCUCGUACGAAAGCUACUCAUAUUACCUUUCCAGGAUAAUCUACCAAGAAUUUUUCGGUAAAAGCACCAGAACUUACACCAAAGUAAUUAGACCUGCCGAUUUCGAAGCCUUCCUUUGGAUCUACGUUGUUCUUAGUGCAAUUUGGGUGGUGGCUUCAAUUGACCAAAAUUUUGCUCUGAGACAAAAGAAAAUAAGUCACAGUCACCUCGCUUUAGUGCUCGGAGUGACCCUAUUGGUGACUUCAGUAAUUGAUCUGGUACUCGUAUGCUUGCUGGGAAGAGAUUUUUUUAAUUGUCCCUUAGAUCUUGUCCUAACAACCGAAGCCAUAUCAACGACUACAGUUGCGACAGUGAAAACACCCCUAGACUGUCAACUAGCUAUUGGAAUUAUCAUGACGCUGGCUGCCAGAGGAUACGUUUUAUGGUUGCUUAACGCUGUGACUGGAAUAUGUUUGAUUUUUUUUUCUGCCAAAGCUCUAAAAAAACCAGCUCUUCUCGCUUACGGAAACAAAACAAUUCCAAGAGCCAAACUUGAAGACACGACAGCCCGAAAUAAAAAAGCUCGUUCUCCGGCGAACAGCAGCGAUUUGGUAUUCUACGGUGAUGAAAGGGACACACCACCAAUACAAGAUCCGAGAACUAGAGGCUCAAUGCCUGCUGCGUUGAACAACAAAAACCAAAAUAUUUAUUUUUGAAUCACCAUUGAUUGAUUGAAUCGAGUUUGGUAUAAAAUUUAUUUAUUUUAUUUAUUUAAAUAAAGUUUUGUUUGUUAUUAUAAGUAUAUGCUUUG